AUGACGAUCCAAGAACAGACCAUCCUUAUCACUGGCGCCGGCGGCUGGCUCGGCUCGCUCUUGCCCGCUCGAAUCGUUCAGCGCGAGCCGCAAACGGCGUUCAGCUUCAUCCUCGCUGAUAUUGUCGAGCCCAAGCCCGCCAAGGGUCUUGCCGCCAGGGUCAUCUGCAAGAAGGCGGAUCUGUCGGAGGAGGCAAGCCUCGAUGAGCUCUUCAACACCGAAUUCGGCAAGCCCGACGUCAUCUACUCGAUGCACGGCAUCAUGAGCCUCGGAAGCGAAGAGAACUGGGACCUCGGCAUGAAGGUGAACCUGGACAGCACGCGUAGCCUGCUGGAAAAGGCAAGAGCCUCGCGCACCUCGCAAGGUGGGCCGAUCAAGGUCGUCUUCACCUCUUCCGUGGCAACCUAUGGCGGUCCUCUGCCGCAUGUCGUGCUUCCCUCGACUCCGUGCCAGCCCGAGGGUGCGUACGGCACGGCCAAGCUGAUGGGCGAGUACCUCAUCACGGAGUACACGCGUCGCGGCUUCAUCGAGGGCAUCUCGGUCAAGCUGCCCACCAUCGUCCCGCGUCCCGGAGUUCCAUCGCGCGCCACAUCCGCCUUCGUUUCGGGCAUCGUCCGCGAGCCUCUGAACGGCGUCGAAGCCAUCUGCCCCGUCGGAUCGUCGAUCGAUGACCCCGUGCUCAAGAAGCUUGAGGUGUGGGUGGCCAAGCCCUCGACCACGCUCGAAAAUCUCGCCCGCGCCAAGAACGUCGUCACGGACAGUGCCCACAAGAUCACGCGCUGGUCGCGAUCCGUACAGCUGCCUGGAUUUACCGUUUCGAUCCUCGAGAUCAUCGAGGCGUUGCGCAGCGUGCGGGGAGACGAGGCGGUGGACCUCAUCAAGUUUGAGCACGACGACACCUGCCAGCGCAUCGUCUCGAGUUGGCCUCGCGAGUUCGACAACUCGUACGCACUUGACCUGGGCUUCACCGUCGACCAGGACGGCUUCACUGGCGCCAUCAAAGAGUACAUGGAUGCUCACUGUUGA
Moesziomyces antarcticus is the source of this 1026-nucleotide messenger RNA. RefSeq names its product nucleoside-diphosphate-sugar. Lineage: Eukaryota; Fungi; Basidiomycota; Ustilaginomycetes; Ustilaginales; Ustilaginaceae. The record is from RefSeq and is a predicted model, not a curated record. The transcript has a single exon. The coding region runs from base 1 to 1026 and encodes 341 amino acids.